AUGAUUCGAGAACUUAGUCCAGAGUUGGCUAAAGUUGCCAAAAAUGAAUUAAAUGAGAAUCCCAAACAAACGCCUGACGAUAUCAAAUAUUUAAAGGAAUGGAUUUCUAAGCAGCCCCAUCUGAAAGCUAGAACAGAUGACCAAUGGCUGGUGGCGAUGUUGAGAGGUUGCAAGUUUAGCUUGGAGCGAGUGAAAACGAAGUUAGACCUGUUCUACACCUUACGUACUACUGCACCUGAAGUAACCCUACGUUUAAAGCCUACUGAGGCUGAAUUCGUUAAUUUUUUAAAAUUGGGAACAUGCAUCAUAUUACCAAAAGCAAAGACUGGCCUGCACCCGCGGGUGAUUCUUAUCAGAGCGGGACGGUACGACCCCGAAAAAAACAGUGUGGCCGACAUGAUGUGUAUUCUAUACUACUUAGUUCAGAUUAUGGUUAUCGAAGACGACGCUGCCUCAGUAUUAGGAACAAAAAUAUUCGUGGAUUAUAAUGGUGUUACUAUGAAUCAUGUGGUGCAGGGCACUCCAAGCUUACUGCGAAAGAUAAUUGCUGUUACACAAGACUCGCUACCCCUUCGACUAAAAGGCAGUCAUCAUUUGAAUGUACCAUCGGGAAUAGAGGUCAUUUUUAAACUUAUUUCCACGGUUGUUAACGAAAAAGCGAAACAGAGACUUAAGGUACAUAAAAGUGUUGAUGAAUUAUUCGAAAUAAUCCCGAAAGAUGUAAUACCUAUUGAGUACGGUGGAACCGGUGGUACAGUCACUGAAAUUAUUGAGUAUUGGGUUAGAAAGAUUACUGAGUAUAAGUCCUGGAUGGAGGCCGAGCAGGAACUUGGAACAGAUGAGUCUAAGCGACCCGGUAAACGACUUACUUCUGAUGAAAUUGGAGAUCAAGGUUCUUUUAGGCAACUGGAUAUAGAUUGA
Molecule: messenger RNA, 921 nt
Organism: Parnassius mnemosyne (clouded apollo)
Lineage: Eukaryota; Metazoa; Arthropoda; Insecta; Lepidoptera; Papilionidae
Source: the annotation of a GenBank genome assembly